Meloidogyne enterolobii is the source of this 825-nucleotide messenger RNA. The record is from the annotation of a GenBank genome assembly. Lineage: Eukaryota; Metazoa; Nematoda; Chromadorea; Rhabditida; Meloidogynidae.
CUGGCGAUUUUCAAGUUCACAGUUUCUGAAGGAACGAAGGUGGUGAACUUAGGAGAACAAAUAACGAAAGAAAGGCCCUUCUUUGGCACACUAAUUGAAGCUAGACUUUGGUUUUUUUUAAUUUUUUUGAUAAAAUUUUUAAAAAAUAUUUUUUUAUUUUUUUUUCACAUUUUGAUUUUCUCCCGUAUCCAGGUAAAUUCUGCCGGAGUCCGAAAAUUAGGAAGGAGUUUUUACGUUCGUAAUUUAGAUAGUUUCCCCUACCCUCCAUAGCAGCACAAAAAGUUUUUCCAGCGAAGAUUCUGUUGGUCAAAAUUUGUUCAGAAUCAUUCAAUCAACUUGAUUUUGGUCUUAUUCAACUCAUCUCGUCGAUCCCUUUCGAAUGAGCUAUUUUUUGUUUAUUCGAAUGUUUCGCAACAAAAAUUCCCCAUGGAAUUCCACCAAAAAAUCCACCAUUUCGAGCCCCAUAUCUCGGCGAGAACUUGUUCAACAAUGUUGAUUUUCGUGUCAUUCGACUCACUACUUUCGAAUGAGCUUUCAUUCAAAAAAUCUCUCGAUAUCCCUCCUAAUCCCCAAACCCACAAUAUCCAUCUUAAUCUCUCCGAAUUUGUUGAUAUCUGCCUUAAUUCAACCGAUAUCCCCGCUUAAAUCUACUUAUAUCCCUUGAUAUUCACCAAUAUCCAUCUUGAUACCUCGAUGUCGCAUACAAGUCCCCUGAUAUUAACAUUAAUCCCUCCAAAUCCCCAAAUAUCCCUCUUAAUCUUUUUUAAUAUAAUUAAAUCCACGGGGACUCAAUUGAGGUAUAUACAACGGGGACUCAAUCGUGCG